Cicer arietinum (chickpea) is the source of this 1094-nucleotide messenger RNA. RefSeq names its product probable WRKY transcription factor 31. Gene Ontology annotation, biological process: regulation of DNA-templated transcription. The record is from RefSeq and is a predicted model, not a curated record. Gene Ontology annotation, molecular function: sequence-specific DNA binding; DNA-binding transcription factor activity. NCBI's taxonomy places the organism in Eukaryota, Viridiplantae, Streptophyta, Magnoliopsida, Fabales, Fabaceae.
UAGACGAGAAUGUCGUGAAGCUGAUGCAGAAAGAACAUAAACAAGAGAUUAAUAAUGGAGCAAAAGAAGAAAAGGGUAAGAAUGUGAUUUCAAUGCCAUUCUUGGAAAUGAAUUUUGACAAGGAAGAGACUUCACAACAAUCUCCAAAGGGAAAAGAAAUUAGAGAGAAAAGAAACAUGGUUGACUUGAUGGAGUGUGAUAAUCAAAAGACAAAAAAGAUUUGUGGUAGUGGAGAUAUUGUUCAUAAGUUGGAACCACAAAAGAAGAUGGAUAAUGAAAUCUCACCUACUAAUAACAAUGGAUUUCCAGGGUGGCUCACAAACCAAGUUCCAAGGUUCAAUUCUUUUAAGAGUGUUGAUGAUAAAGCAUCGGAAUCAAUGAUCAAGAAAGCUCGUGUGUCAGUUAGAACAAGAUCAGAAGCUACUAUGAUUUCAGAUGGAUGUCAAUGGAGAAAGUAUGGACAGAAGAUGGCAAAAGGAAAUCCAUCUCCAAGAGCUUAUUAUCGUUGUACAAUGGGACUUAAUUGUCUAGUUCGGAAGCAAGUACAAAGGUGUGCUGAAGAUAGAAGUGUGUUGGUAACAACAUAUGAAGGACAACACAACCAUGCUCUGCCUCCAACAGCCAAAGCAAUGGCAUCAACAACAUCAGCAGCAGCAUCAAUGCUUCUUUCAGGAUCAAUGCCAAGUGCAGAUGGUUACAUAAAUCCAGCAAUAUUAGAAAGUGCAGGAUUCCCUUGCUCACACAGCAUGGCAACACUCUCUGCUUCAGCUCCAUUUCCAACUAUCACAUUAGAUCUCACUAAAAAACCUACAACUUCACCCUUUUAUGAUCACAAUUGUAUGUCAACUCCAAACAUUUUUGGUUCUCAAAUAAUGGAACCAGCUACUUUUGCUGAAACAGUGAGUGCAGCUACAGCUGCUGUGACUUCUGACCCUAAAUUCACAGCUGCUCUUGUGGCUGCCAUUACUUCAAUGAUUGGAAGUUCACAUCCAAAUAAUAAUGGUGCCAAUGGUACAAAUGGAGACCAACAAUCCAAUAAUACAACUUAAAUGGUUAGUUUAUUGUUGUUAAAUUUAAAUAUGCAUUUAGUUUCU